Ctenocephalides felis (cat flea) is the source of this 2874-nucleotide messenger RNA. Its product is annotated as epithelial discoidin domain-containing receptor 1-like. Gene Ontology annotation, cellular component: signaling receptor complex. Gene Ontology annotation, biological process: protein phosphorylation; multicellular organism development; cell surface receptor protein tyrosine kinase signaling pathway. NCBI's taxonomy places the organism in Eukaryota, Metazoa, Arthropoda, Insecta, Siphonaptera, Pulicidae. The record is from RefSeq and is a predicted model, not a curated record. Gene Ontology annotation, molecular function: protein tyrosine kinase collagen receptor activity; collagen binding; ATP binding.
AUGCAAAUAACGUACUAUCUUGAACCUUGCCUAGAUUUAUUGGAAAAAUCUAAGCUAAGAUUUGUUUCAUUUGAACAAGUUCAUGAAAUAAAUAAAACCAGGUAUUUAUUUAUUUUUUUACUCUUUCCAGCACAAUGUAUUGGACCUUUGGGAAUGGAGCACGGUCUCAUAAAAGAUGAGGAUAUAACAGCAAGUUCGUCUUUUGACAGCGGCAAUGUUGGACCGCAACACGGGCGAAUUCGCACGGAGUCUCAUGGGGGUGCCUGGUGUCCCAAAAACCAAAUUACAAGUGAACCUCGGGAAUGGCUCGAGAUAGACUUGCAUACUGUACAUGUGAUAACUGCCACCGAAACUCAGGGUCGUUUUGGAAAUGGUCAGGGUCAAGAAUAUGCAGAAGCUUAUGUUCUGCAAUACUGGAGACCAAGGCUUGGAAAAUGGGUGCCGUAUAGAGAUUUCAAAGGAGAAGAGAAAAUGAAAGGCAACACAAACACGUAUUUGGAAUCAAAACAAGAACUUGAUCCUCCCAUAUGGGCGAGUAAAAUUAGAUUCUUUCCCUAUAGUUACCACAGAAGAACAGUUUGCAUGAGAGUUGAAAUUUACGGUUGCUACUACAAUGAUGGAAUUGUGAGUUAUUCGAUGCCGCAAGGCGAUAAACGGGGAUCCGGGUGGGAAUUUUACGAUGCAACAUAUGAUGGCCAUUGGGCCCAAGGAGGUCUCAAGAGAGGAUUGGGUCUUCUCACAGAUGGAAGAUUUGGGCCAGAGAAUUUCAAAAUGGGCUAUUAUGAUCAUGAGCGUGCCCAAGGUUGGGUAGGCUGGAGGAAUGAUACCAGGAAUGGUAAACCAGUGGAGAUCACUUUUGAAUUUGAUAGGGUUCGAGAAUUUUCAGCAGUGCAUGUGUAUUGCAAUAAUCAGUUCACAAGAGAUGUUCAGGUCUUCUCUGAUAUCAAUGUAACAUUCAGCAUCGGUGGUGUAUAUUAUACUGGAGAACCAAUAACUUACAGCCCGAUGGAAGAUAGGAUUUUUGAAAAUUCUCGAAAUGAAACCAUCAAACUUCAUCAUCGAAUCGGAAGAUUUGUUAAAUUGCAAAUGUCAUUUGCUGCAAAAUGGAUAAUGAUUAGUGAAGUCAUGUUCGAUUCAGAUGUUGCACCUGAUAAUUUCACGGAAGAACUUCCACCUUCAACUGAAAUGCCAGCGCAAAGAGAUAUCUAUGUCGAGAAAUCGAGAGCUAGUCCAGGAUCAGAAAUUCCAAUAUCAACUGCUCAGCAAAGAGAAGCUCCAGCAUAUGUUGCUGUACUGAUAGGUGUCUUAACAGCAAUAGCCCUUCUACUAUCGGUGGCAGUAUUUUUCAUAAUACGUCGUCAUCGUAGAAGAAAAUGCUUUGCAAGUCCUUUGACAAGUAAGCAGCAACCACAAUUAACUGCUUCACAAAUGCAGCAACAGCAAAUGGCUGCUGCAGGAACUCUUUGUCUGGGAGGCGAUAAACGCGGAUCCGGAUGCAAUAUGUCAACUCUGCCGGUGCCUCAUUUGGAUCGCGACUCGAUGCGUAUGCGUGACCGCCUGGUUGACAUAAAGAUGGAUGAUUAUCAGGAACCUUAUCAGGCCCUGAGAUAUGCACCUUAUUACAGCUAUUCCACUGUGGUCAUGGAAAUGCAGGAUAUGCUGCCGCCUUCAAACCAACACUCGGACACUUCCAACUAUGAUUACGCCGUGCCAGAGUUGGGGACUGCACCUUUGCUACCUCCAGAACGUGGGGUUAGUGGGGCAAGCAGCACCAUAAGCAGUGGAACCACCGGUUGCGAACCCAAUGAGGUUGGAUAUUGCAGAGGAGGGCCAGGUCAGUGUACGAGGAGAAGGCAAGAAGGUAAGAAAUUAGGAAACCAACUUUCUAGAUGUCAAGCAAGUCCGACUCAACAAGAUGUUCUCAAUGCCUUGAAGAAACGCCUAGAACAAACAUCUGUGCCCGAAUUUCCUAGACAUAGAUUGCGAAUGCUAAGCAAAUUAGCCGAUGGAGCAUUUGGCACUGUGUAUAUUGCGGAAGCAGAUGGAAUUCCAGAAUACGGUUCCCAAACAUCCUUGGGCAAACGACUGGUUGCUGUUAAAUUCUUACUUCAAGAUGCUUCGGAGAAAGAAAAAGCCGAUUUCCACCGGGAUGUCCGCAUCUUAGGAGCCUUGGAAGACCCUCACAUCGCUCGUGUUUUAGGAGCCUGCUGGGAUGAGCCUUUGGCCGUCGUUUUAGAAUAUUUAGAACUUGGUGAUCUUAGAGCAUUCUUGUUAGCUUCCACUGGUCCAGGAGCAUUAGAAGGACCUCCUGCUCAUUUGGCAUCUGGUCAGGUGUUGACACCACACCAUCUGCUGCAUAUGGCAGCACAAAUCGCUGCUGGGAUGAGAUAUUUGGAGAGCCUCAAUUUUGUGCACAGGGAUUUGGCAACAAGAAAUUGUCUCGUCGGAAAAGGUUACCAGAUCAAAAUCUCUGACUUCGGCACGGACAACGAACUGUAUGCCGGCGACUACUACAAAGUGGACGGAUCAAUGCCCUUACCGAUCAGAUGGAUCGCCUGGGAAUCUGUCUUAGGCCGAUACACAACCAAAAGUGACGUCUGGUCAUUUGCUGUCACACUGUCCGAAAUCCUGAACUUAGCAAGACGACAGCCUUAUGAAGGAUUUACAGAUCCACAAGUCGUGGAGAAUUUGUCCCACAUGGACAGAGAUGAUGGACAAUUCGUGUUCAUUCCGAAACCGAUGAAUGCGAGUAAAGAUAUUUAUGAUUUGAUGUUGGAAUGUUGGCGAAGGAGCGAUUGUGAAAGGCCUAGUUUUAGGGAAAUUCACUUGUUUUUGCAGAGGAUGCUCUUAGGAUUCAGUACACCAGUUUCGUGA